Molecule: messenger RNA, 2386 nt
Organism: Chanos chanos (milkfish)
Lineage: Eukaryota; Metazoa; Chordata; Actinopteri; Gonorynchiformes; Chanidae
Gene: pde10a
Product: phosphodiesterase 10A
Exons: 22
Coding region: 2-2386 (794 amino acids)
Biological process (GO): signal transduction
Molecular function (GO): 3',5'-cyclic-nucleotide phosphodiesterase activity; protein binding
Source: RefSeq, a predicted model, not a curated record
CAUGGAAGAUGGUCCGCCUUCAGCAAGCUGUUUUAGAAGGUUUACGGACUGUUUUCUUGGUUCAAGUCUGACCGAUGAGAAAGUGAAGGCCUAUCUUUCUCUGCACCCCCAGAUGCUGGAUGAGUUUGUGUCAGAGAGCGUGAGUGCGGAGACAGUAGACAGAUGGCUGAAAAGGAAGAGCAGCAGUCACUCCACAGAUGACCCCUCCACUAAAGAAGUCAGCAGGUACCAGGACACAGACAUGCAGAGUGUGGUGUAUGAGCUCAACAGCUACAUGGAGCAGAGGUUGGACACUGGAGGAGACAACAAGCUGCUUCUCUAUGAGCUGUGUAACAUCAUUAAAACCGCCACAAAGGCCGAUGGAUUUGCACUUUACUUCCUCGGAGAAUGCAACAAUAGUUUAUGUUUGUUCACUCCAACGGGGGCUAAGGAAGGCCUUCAGGGGCUUGUACCCUCACGGCCGAUCGCGUUUGGGACCACCAUCGCUGCCCACGUCGCAAAGACACGCAAGACACUGCUUGUAGAGGACAUUAUUGGGGAUGAGCGUUUUCCUCACGGCACAGGGCAGGACUCAGGGAUCCGUGUUCAUUCUGUCCUGUGUCUCCCCAUCCUCACGGCCAUCGGCGACCUCAUUGCCAUCCUGGAGCUGCAUCGCCACCUUGGGAGGGAGCCCUUCAACCUCAGCCACCAGGAGGUUGCAACUGCUAAUCUGGCAUGGGCUUCUGUAGCUAUCCACCAAGUACAGGUCUGCAGAGGUCUUGCCAAACAGACUGAACUCAAUGACUUCCUGCUGGAUGUGUCAAAAACAUACUUCGACAACAUUGUGGCAAUAGAUUCUCUACUUGAACACAUAAUGAUAUAUGCAAAAAACCUGGUGAACGCAGACAGGUGCGCACUCUUCCAGGUGGAUCACAAUAACAAAGAACUGUACUCUGACCUGUUUGAUAUUGGGGAGGAAAACGAAGGGAAACCCGUUUUUAGGAAAACCAAAGAAAUUAGGUUUUCUAUAGAAAAAGGAAUUGCAGGUCAGGUGGCUCGAACAGGAGAGGUCCUGAAUAUUCCAGAUGCCUAUGCAGAUCCCCGAUUCAACAGAGAGGUGGACCUCUACACUGGCUACACAACCCGGAACAUUCUCUGCAUGCCCAUCGUGAGCAGGGGGACGGUAAUAGGUGUGGUACAGAUGGUGAACAAGCUGAGCGGAAGUGCCUUCACUAAAACUGACGAGAACAACUUUAAAAUGUUUGCAGUCUUCUGUGCUCUGGCCUUACACUGUGCAAAUAUGUACCACCGAAUCAGGCAUUCGGAGUGCAUCUACCGAGUGACGAUGGAGAAACUGUCGUACCACAGUAUCUGUACGUCGGAGGAGUGGAAAACCCUCGCGCAACUGUCCCUCCCCACGCCCAUGUACAAAGAGAUAGAAAUGUUCCACUUUGACAUCAAUCCCUUUGAGGAACUCUGGCCUGCAAUCUUUGUGUAUAUGAUCCACAAUUCAUGUGGAAAAAACAGCUUCGAGUUAGAAAAAUUGUGUCGUUUUACCAUGUCAGUACGAAAGAACUACAGGCGAGUUCCAUAUCACAACUGGAAACAUGCGGUAACAGUCGCCCACUGCAUGUACGCCAUUCUGCAGAAGAACCAAGGGAUCUUCACAGAGUUAGAGAGGAAGGGUUUGUUGAUCGCCUGCUUGUGUCACGACCUGGACCACAGAGGCUACAGUAACAGUUACCUGCAGAAGUUUGAUCACCCACUAGCCGCCCUGUACUCCACUUCCACAAUGGAACAACACCAUUUCUCCCAGACCGUGUCCAUCCUACAGCUGGAAGGGCACAAUAUUUUCUCCAACUUGAGUUCCAGUGAGUACGAACAGGUGUUGGAGAUCAUCCGGAAGGCCAUCAUCGCCACCGACCUUGCCCUUUACUUCGGGAACCGGAAGCAGUUGGCCGAGCUGCUGAACACAAGAGCGUUAGACCUCAACAACCAGGCCCACAGGGACCGUGUGAUUGGUCUGAUGAUGACUGCCUGCGAUCUCUGCUCCGUCACAAAGCAGUGGCCUGUCACGCGCCUCACAGCCAACGACAUCUACGCUGAGUUCUGGGCUGAGGGUGACGAGAUGAAGAAGAUAGGAAUCCAGCCCAUUCCAAUGAUGGACAGAGAUAAGAAGGAUGAAGUUCCCCAGGGUCAGGUGGGGUUCUAUAAUGCUGUAGCUAUUCCCUGUUACACCACUCUGUCGGAACUUUUCCCCCCGUCCAGUCCACUUCUCAGAGCCUGCAGGGAGAACCUGGGUCAGUGGGAGAAGAUCGUCAGAGGAGAGGACUCCACGUGGGUGCCGGCGGAGGAGAGGGAGCUGAGCGAGGCCACCGACAGCGGUCCGGUCAAAGUGGACAACUAA